GAACUGCCACCCACAUCUUCUUUUGAGGUGACUCCAACAUCAAUCUCUCAAAAUGGCUCUUCGAACUCUAUCAGCCAAAAGCGCAGCAGCGCUCGACCAAGAGCUCAUGUCAACCGGUGCAUUCUCCAUCGAUCAGCUCAUGGAACUCGCCGGUCUUUCAGUUUCACAAGCCGUCUUCAAACUCCAACCCCUCAGUAAGGGCAAGCGCAUCCUCGUAGCUUGUGGUCCGGGCAACAAUGGUGGUGAUGGCCUUGUCGCUGCUCGACACUUGUUCCACUACGGCUAUCAACCUACUAUCUACUACCCAAAGCAGAGCAAGAACGAGCUAUACCAGCGUCUCAAGAAACAACUCGAAGAUCUCAAGGUUCCCUUUACAGAAGAUUUCACCGGUGCUCUAAAGCAGACUGAUCAUAUUGUCGAUGCAAUUUUUGGCUUCAGCUUCUCAGGCGAAGUACGAGAACCUUUCCCCAAAGUCAUUGAAGUGCUGGCGUCCACUUCGGUUCCUGUUCUCGCUGUUGAUGCACCAUCGUCUUGGGACAUUGAAGAUGGACCUCGAGACUCAGGACCUGGCAAGGGUUUCAUGCCACCAGCACUAAUCAGCUUGACUGCACCGAAGCCACUGGUCAAGAAGUUUACUGGUCGCCACUUUCUUGGUGGACGAUUUUUGAGUCCGGAGAUGGCGGACAAGUACAACCUUGAUAUUCCAAAGUAUGAAGGCUUGGAUCAAGUGGUCGAGGUACCUGUUGAGGGCGGGAAACUCUAA
Molecule: messenger RNA, 763 nt
Organism: Pyrenophora tritici-repentis Pt-1C-BFP
Lineage: Eukaryota; Fungi; Ascomycota; Dothideomycetes; Pleosporales; Pleosporaceae
Product: YjeF-N domain containing protein
Cellular component (GO): mitochondrion
Molecular function (GO): NAD(P)HX epimerase activity
Source: RefSeq, a predicted model, not a curated record